AUGGUGUGUGUGAGCACUACCACAUUUACAGUGAAGGUUAAUGGUGUUGGAUAUGGUUUUUUCCUUGAAAAAAGAGGAUUGAGACAAGGGGAUCCCAUUUCCCCAUUGUUAUUUAUCCUUGUCAUGGAGUAUUUCUCAAGAGUUCUUAGAAGAAUGAGCAAGCUACCUGACUUUAGAUUCCACCCCAUGUGCAAGGGUCACCAGCUAACUCAUCUUACCUUUGCAGAUGAUCUUAUGAUCUUCUACAAAGGGAAUGAAACAUCAGUUCAGAGAAUUAUGGGAGCUAUCAAACACUUUUCUGAGAUAACGGGGUUAUCUGCUAACUCUGAGAAGUCCAACAUCUACACUGCUGGGGUGAAUGUAGAGAUACAAAAGUGA
Capsicum annuum is the source of this 378-nucleotide messenger RNA. RefSeq lists its product as uncharacterized. The transcript has a single exon. The coding region runs from base 1 to 378 and encodes 125 amino acids. Lineage: Eukaryota; Viridiplantae; Streptophyta; Magnoliopsida; Solanales; Solanaceae. The record is from RefSeq and is a predicted model, not a curated record.